AUGCACAAUGUUCGCCGCCGGGCGAGAGACCUGGCAUGGAACGGCCAGCAUGGCCAAAUGUCGUCUCGGUACAAUCGGUUCAAGGCUACGCACAGGAGUUCCAUGAGACCGGACUCUUCCUACCAUCUGGAGGAACCAAUCCAGAAUGUGGACCGAAUUUAUGAGGUGCCCGCCAGGUCGUACGAGAUACAGUCACAGCGACCUCCUCCUGCGCCAGAGUUUUUCGUGGAGCGACCUUCUCCUGCGCCAGAGAUUAUCGUGGAGCGACCUGAACUUGCGCAUACACCUUCACAUACCUCCGAGCAGUCGUCAUCUAAAUUUCGACCCACAGCAGCCCUUCAAAUCGCUCCCGAGGAUCUGCAGCUGGACCAUGCAAUCACCUCGGCCAGGCGCAGGCGAAGAGGGUUAGGAAGUGUCAUUCGGGCACUCAUAGAUGGUCUGGGGCUUAUUUUCAAUAGGCUUAGUCUGACAUCCGAGGGCCUGUCGCUGUCGUGCCAAAUUGCGUAUCUGUUCCUGGACGAUUACUUGAACUUGCUUCUUCUCACUGCUCCAGCGGGAAUUGUGAUCAACUACAUGCCUACAUCACGUAUUGCCGUGUUCUUUGUCAACUUCGUUGCAAUCGUUCCAUCCUCCAGGAUUCUAGGAUUAGCGAUCGACGAGUUGGAAGCCCAUCUGGAAGAAAGCUCAGUCCUGAUGGGUUUGAUAAGCUGUACUUUUGGAAAUGCCGUCCAGCUGAUCCAAUCCGUCUUAUUGUUGAAUAACGGACAGUUCGACGUGCUCCGUGUUUCCCUGCUCGGAACUAUAUUGACGAACCUCAUAUUGUUGACGGGACUAAGCUUUCUCAUUGGCGGUAUUAGGUACCGUGACCAAGAGUAUGACAAAAACCUGACACAGACUAUCACCAUGCUUUUAUUUCUGGCAAUUUUGUCCCUGGUCGUUCCAACCGCUUCUCAUUAUCUUUCCAAUAUAGACCAAGCAGGCAUUCUGGCCCAAUCACGUGGCACGGCUGUUGUCAUUAUGAUUUCCUAUGGUCUAUGGCUUUUGUACGAUCUGAAAACUCACAAGCCAGUUGAGGUAUUGUAUCAGAAUAGCAUGAGUCAGGAUCGCAGGAAAGAGAGAAAUCUUCGCGGCCUCAAUCGAGCACAAGGGGACUCGAGGACCUCAGGAAACAUAGAGAGAAUCUCUCCUCCACUACCCACGGAUGAUGAGGAUGUGGCAGAUUCGGAGCCAAGACUCACGGUUCCUGUCGCCAUCAUAACCAUCUUAGCAGCAACCGCUCUUGUCGCUAUCAACACGGAGUUUGCGACGGACAGUGUACAGAGUCUAACGGAGAGAUCUGUCUCGUCCUCGUUUGUGGGUCUGGUCAUUCUACCUAUCAUCUCCCUCGAUACGGGCGCAAUUAAAUGUGCCCUUCAUGAUAACAUGGAUCUCGCUAUAGCGUUGAGUCUGGGCCGCUGCAUGCAGAAUGCCUUGAUGGUAGUCCCGCUUACCGUACUAGUUGCUUGGUGCAUGGGUAUAGAUGAUAUGACACUGCAAUUUGAUGCAUUCACCAUCACUACAUUGUUUAUCUCGAUGGUGAUUUUGGGAUAUGUCGUUCAGGAGGGAAAGAGUAACUGGUGA
Molecule: messenger RNA, 1620 nt
Organism: Penicillium daleae
Lineage: Eukaryota; Fungi; Ascomycota; Eurotiomycetes; Eurotiales; Aspergillaceae
Exons: 4
Coding region: 1-1620 (539 amino acids)
Biological process (GO): calcium ion transmembrane transport; intracellular calcium ion homeostasis
Cellular component (GO): fungal-type vacuole membrane
Molecular function (GO): calcium:proton antiporter activity
Source: RefSeq, a predicted model, not a curated record